CUGCAUUUCUCUCCUCACGGAGGAGAGCCGAUUAUCAGCAUUAUCAGCAUUCCUUAGAGGGGACAUCUACACUGGUGCCCUGAUGAUCAGUGUAGCCCCAUCAAUGCCACCUGUCAGUGCCCAUCAGUGCACAUCAAUGCCACAUAUCAGUGCCCAUCUGAGCUGCCUUUCAGUGGCAACUAUCAGUGCCACCUAUCAGUGCCAUCUAUGAGUGCUGCCAAUCAGUGCCACCUAUCAGUGCCAUGCCCAUUAGUGCUGCCUAUCAGUGCCCAUCAGGGCAGCCUAUCAGUGCCCAUCACUGCAGCUUCAUUAGCGCACAUCAGUGAAGGAGAAAAAUCACUUAUUUACUAAAUUUUAUAA
Staurois parvus is the source of this 360-nucleotide messenger RNA. Lineage: Eukaryota; Metazoa; Chordata; Amphibia; Anura; Ranidae. The record is from the annotation of a GenBank genome assembly.